This is a messenger RNA of Falco peregrinus (peregrine falcon), 1539 nucleotides long. RefSeq names its product family with sequence similarity 83 member F (gene SACK1F). Bases 16 to 1539 code for a protein of 507 amino acids. The record is from RefSeq and is a predicted model, not a curated record. The transcript is spliced from 5 exons. Lineage: Eukaryota; Metazoa; Chordata; Aves; Falconiformes; Falconidae.
GCGGUUGCCGGCGCUAUGGCGGAGUCCCAGGUGCUCCUGCUGGAUGAGCUGCACGUCAACGAGAAGGUGACGGAGGCCCAGGCCCGCUUCUACUACAGCGAGGAACAGCGCCGAGCCCUGGAGGCGCUGGUGACCCGGGGCGAGGCGGCCUAUCGGGAGGCGCUGAGGAAGGAGCAGCUCCGCGACUUUCUCUCCAGCCGGGAGCUGCAGGCCCUGCGGGGCAGCUGGCGGGGGUAUGACGACCCCCGGGAGGGCGGCAAGGUGGCCCGGGGGCCCGGCGGCGAGACCCUCUCGCUGGCCUACUGGCCGGAGUGCUCGGACACAGAGGUGCCCCCGUUGGACUUGGGCUGGACUGACAAAACCUUCUACCGGGGCAUCAGCAGGGUGGCCCUCUUCACGCACCCCCGCAAGGAGGAGAGCGCGCCGCACCUGAAGGAGGUGGUGCGGGAGAUGAUCCAGCAGGCGCAGAAGAUUAUUGCAGUGGUCAUGGAUGUAUUUACAGACAGGGACAUCUUCCGUGACAUUGUUGAUGCAGCAUAUAAGCACUGGAUCCCUGUCUAUAUAAUCCUAGAUGAGGAAGGUGUGAAGCUCUUCCUGGAAAUGUGCAGAUGCCUUGACCUCAGUGACUUGCAGAUACGGAAUAUCCGCAUACGUUCUGUGACAGGAGUUGGGUUCUACAUGCCAGCAGGGAAGAUCAAAGGCACACUGGCAUCCCGAUUCCUGAUGGUGGAUGGUGAAAAGGUGGCCACUGGAUCAUACAGCUUCACGUGGAGUUCAUCCCACAUUGACAGAAACAUCCUGCUAGUCUUGACAGGACAGCACGUGGAGAUGUUUGACAUUGAGUUUCGUGAGCUCUAUGCCAUCUCAGAGGAAGUUAAUUUAUACAAGGAACUGGGUAUUGCUAACCCAUUCCUUCUCGGAAUUGGGAAGCCAGGCCUUCAUUCCUCCACCGUGGCUCGGAAGUUCAUUAACCCCAAGUAUGGUUUAGUGGCAGGGGCAGCCCGUGGUGAUAUGAUGCUGUGGGCUUCACGGCACCGGCAGGAUAAUCAGGGGAGCAUGGAAAAGGAGGAAACAAAUGAGUCAAAGAAGCGGUUAAAUCAGUUUCUGAAUGACUUAGUCACAUUGGAGCAAGAGUUCCCAGAAAUUGAUCCACCACUAGAGAACUUGAACAAGCUGAAUCGGAGCCCUCAGAAACUAUUGUCCCGGCUCCACAUGGACCUGAAAAGUAAGUCCAAAUCCAGAGAGUCUAUUCGUGAUGUGAAGAAAGAAGAUGCACAGGCCAAUUCAAAGCAAGGAAAACGGUUUGCCAGCGGGCUUUUCGGUCGCAAGGCCAAACGGUCUCCAGGCUCAAGCAUUGAGGCAAAUUCUUUUGCCAGUGAAGGACACUCAGGAGAAGACCUUGGGAACAUGAAACUGGAAUAUGAGCAGCUCAGCAUUGGCCGUGCCAGUGUUCGGAGCACUGGAGGCAUCUCAGGUAACCUGGGUCCAAACUCCACUACAAGCGAUAAAAACAAACAGUCUACCUGUGUGUUAUCUUGA